AUUGAGAAACACUGGAAUAGCUAAUUAAUGACAGUGGAUGUUAGACAAUAUUUAAUUUUAAUAUCUGAUUUUGUUACAAAUGCAGUUAACGUUUAAAUAAAACGAUAUAUGUUUUCUGUUGUACUUAAAACAAUUACAAUCUUCUAGAGCAAUUUUCAUUUAGUGUUAAACUAAAAACCCAAUCAUGGAUCAGAUGUUACCAAGUCCAGGAUUUAGUAUUCCAAGUAUUGGAACGCCGCUGCAUCAGCCUGAGGAGGACCAACAAAUUCUCCCGAAUGCUAUGCAGCAGCAACAACAACAAGUACCACCUUUAACACCAGUUAACAGUAUGAGCAAUAGUUUUGGAUUAGGUAUGCCACAUUUGGGCACUCCAAAACAUACUUACGCACCAGUUCCAUCAUUUUCAACGCCACAAAGUAUGAUGCAUCCACAAACACCGCAAAAUAUGAUGUCACCAAUGGUGACAUCUGGAAAUAUUGGUCCUACAUCAAAUAGCGGAAAUUUAGGUAAUCCUCCGAGUAUAGGACCGGCAACACCUGGGCCGAUGACACCAAUGACACCACAUUCAGCAGAUCCGGGCAUUGUACCACAAUUACAGAAUAUCGUAUCAACUGUAAACUUAAAUUGUAAAUUAGAUCUAAAAAAAAUAGCAUUACAUGCACGUAACGCCGAAUACAAUCCAAAACGUUUUGCAGCUGUGAUAAUGCGUAUUCGUGAACCGCGUACAACAGCAUUAAUAUUUUCAUCCGGUAAAAUGGUAUGCACUGGAGCAAAAAGUGAAGAUGAUUCACGAUUAGCUGCACGGAAAUAUGCGCGUAUUAUACAAAAAUUAGGUUUUCCAGCAAAAUUUUUAGACUUUAAAAUACAAAACAUGGUGGGCAGCUGUGACGUUAAAUUUCCAAUACGUUUAGAAGGUUUAGUAUUAACACAUAAUUCUUUCAGUUCAUACGAACCAGAAUUAUUUCCCGGUUUAAUUUAUCGUAUGGUGAAACCACGUAUUGUAUUAUUAAUUUUUGUAUCUGGUAAAGUGGUUUUGACAGGUGCUAAAAUACGAGAAGAAAUUUAUGAGGCUUUUCAAAAUAUUUAUCCAAUUUUAAAAAGUUUUAAGAAAAGUUGAGUAAUGAUGACGUGUGUCAUUGUAUUUAAUUUUAACUUCAGUGAAGUUACAGCGUUUAAUUUGUAAAUGAAGGACUUAUAAUUUAUGUAACGGACAAAAACUUAACGAAAAACUUUAUUCUUUAAAAUGGGAACGGGCAACAUUUUGUUUACCAUGGGCCAAAAUAAAUUUUAAGUUAAAUAAUUUCUUAUUAAAAGUCCCCCUCAAAAUUAUAGGAAAAACGCGUCAGGUCAGAGGAGUUUUAUGAGGUCCAAUAAUGCUUGGUUUUCGAGUUAGCAAUGGUUCAAGUUAUAAAAUCGACAAUAAAUUAAAUGUAAUAAAGUAUUAUUUCUUAUUUUUUAAAAACUGGGUUUAUACAAUAAUAAUGAUAAUAAUACAAGGGUAACGCAAAUGGGUUCCUUACACAAAGACCAAGGCGUCCUCUGUGCCCUGCUUUAGAACAGCCUACCACCCAAAGACGAGACGACUCCAGAUAAGAGGUGAGAUUUUAAGCAAAUGAAGUUAUAGAAUUAUACACAGAUCGCCUACAGCUUCUCCGCCGGGAUUACUCCAAGGUUUAUUGAAUCCAAAGUUUCCCAAACUCUAUACCUGAAUUCUGUAAGUUUCUGUAUAUGCAAAUAACAUGCAUGAAGGUUUCAUCGUCCUCCACAUAGGCCCUAAAAUUGGGAUCAAAACAGAUCCCCAUGUUAUGAAGGUGGUAGUUCAAGUGUCCUGUCAAGUGUCUCACCACCCUUAUCAACUAGCUUAUUGUGACUUUUAGUCUAGCACAGUCGAAUGGCUUGUAUGUUUUGCGUUAAGUCCCAGUAACUAAGAUUGGCUUGUCGUAGCCACUCCUUGCUUUGGUAAAUGCUUGUACAAAAAAAAAAAUAACAAAAAAACAAAAUGCGCAUUAUAAAAGAAAGCACGCAUAUUCUGUUAAUUUAACAUUCCUUAUAUAUUUUUACUGUAGUUUGAAAGAGAUAGAUAAUGAACGAGGGUGCAAAAUUGUCUGAAAGAGCAGACGCUAUUUUAUAAUAUGCAUUUAAUAUUUUAUGACUAGUUGUAAUAGGGAUAAGUCUAGCAUGCACACUCUUUCUUGCUACUUUCUUUACUUACGUUCUUUCUAACUUGCUUACUUUCUCACUCGCUAGUGCUCUCUUACGGGAUAUCACUAACUCAUUUUUACUGGUGGUUAAUU
Messenger RNA from Chrysoperla carnea, 2294 nucleotides. It is a transcript of the gene Tbp, whose product is annotated as TATA-box-binding protein. Gene Ontology annotation, molecular function: RNA polymerase II general transcription initiation factor activity; DNA binding. Gene Ontology annotation, biological process: DNA-templated transcription initiation. NCBI's taxonomy places the organism in Eukaryota, Metazoa, Arthropoda, Insecta, Neuroptera, Chrysopidae. Bases 185 to 1117 code for a protein of 310 amino acids. The transcript has 3 exons. The record is from RefSeq and is a predicted model, not a curated record.